This is a messenger RNA of Rhodofomes roseus, 1236 nucleotides long. Its product is annotated as pyridoxal phosphate-dependent transferase. Bases 1 to 1236 code for a protein of 411 amino acids. NCBI's taxonomy places the organism in Eukaryota, Fungi, Basidiomycota, Agaricomycetes, Polyporales, Fomitopsidaceae. The transcript has 10 exons. The record is from RefSeq and is a predicted model, not a curated record.
AUGCGCGUAUCUUCUCCCCCCGCAAGGUCUCCGCCCGACUUCGGGCACACCGCUAGGCAGUUCUUUCAGCUAGAUCCUCAGUAUACGAACCUGAAUCAUGGUACAGCGGGUGCUAUACCCCGCCAUGUCGAGGACGCCACGCGACAGCAAGUCGCAGAACUCAUCGGCGCGGAAACCUCCGAAUGUGUAUUCGUACCGAACGUCUCUCAUGGCAUCAAUACUGUCCUGCGUAACUUCGAGUGGGAGGACCCAGAUGUUCUGCUUGUCACGAAUUGCAGCUCCAAGACCAUCUCAGCGGUCGCUCAGUACAUCAGCGACACGCGACCCCAUCCUAUUCUAUCAGAGUUCAAGCUAUUGUUCCCAGAGACGCGCUCAUCGAUACUGAGGCGCUUCCGUGCCCAUAUCCGCUCGCUCAGGAGCACGAGCAAAACGAACGCAAAGGUCGUUGCCGUGUUUGAGAGUAUAUCGGCGAGUCCGGGUGUCGUAAUGCCCUGGAGAGAGAUGGUACAAAUCUGCAAGGCGAACGAUGUGUGGAGCGUCGUGGACGCCGCGCACUCGCUGGGACAGGAGCGUGAUAUUGACCUCAGUAGCGCGGCGCCGGAUUUCUGGGUAUCUAGUUGUUCGAAAUGGAUGUACGCAAAGCAUGGCUGCGCGGUAUUAUAUGUUCCUAAGCGGAAUCACCACGUCAUCAAGUCAGCUUUCCCUACGAGCUCUACCUAUGACCAUCCAGCCCAGUACGAAGAAGAGCUGCAAUUGAAAUUCUACUGGACAGGCACGCUGGACUUCACUGCGCCUCUCAGCAUCAAAGCCGCUCUCGAGUUCAGCUCGUUCCUCGGCGGAGAGGAACGCAUCAACCAGUACUGCCACUACCUGGCUCUGGCCGGAGGAAAGCGCCUCGCAGAAGUCAUGAACACGCACAUGCUCUACCCGCCGGAGGAUCCAGAAUCCGAGCUAUUCACAGCGAAUAUGGUCAACGUCGUCAUCCCGCUCUCUGGGUUGAUCCAGCCAUCCACGCGAAUCAUACGAAUGCUCCAGGAUGGGCUGCUCAACCGCCAUAACGUCUCCGCGACGCAGUUCUAUCACAACGGAAAAUGGUGGACUAGAGCGAGCGUACAAGUCUAUAAUGAGGUCGGGGACUUCGAUAAGCUGGGGCACGCGCUGCUACUCGUAUGCACGGAGAUCGAGAGUGUCACAUCCGAUCUCGAUACGGCCACCACGCCAGUCUCGAGCAGCUAG